AUGCUUCAUGAAAUCCUCUUGUCCUUAUCCGGCCUCCAGUCGCCCGUCUGGACGCAGGCGAGCUCCGCAGCGGGAGCAGGCGACGAAAAGACAUUCAAUCAAUAUGUUUCACCCCCGGAACGGGCGAUGCUAGCGACCCUGGCUCAUCUGCACGAUUUACAUGUUCAGAUCAAGGAAGCGACAUCGAGGCUAUCCACAGCUCACCGGUCCAUGGUCUGUCGAGCAGUCAGUUCUUCAAUUGCAGACGUGCACUUGGGUAAAUAUGUGGAUAAGAUUAUAGAGGUGGAGUCGUGCAUACUACAAAAGGACGCUGCCUAUGUUGGGGCUUAUGAAGUUGUGCCGUUGAGUACUCUUGUGGCUGAGUUUGCGCCAUGGACGAGACGAUUGGAGUGGCUAUGGUCGGUAGUCCUGCAACUGGAUCCCCAAUCGAAGCAGAAUAUGAAGAACCGUUCGCCAUCCGGAGCCAGCAUUCUGGAUUGGCUGGGAAAUGAGACACAUACCGGAUACUCUGACAUUGAGGACAUGGCCAUUGCGCUCUUGACUGUUGCUCAGAAAGCAUGGAUGCGAGCUGCGUCGCUGUGGGUGCUUUACGGGAGACUGCCAACCUCUGGGGCAGAGGAUUUCUGCAUCAGGCCAAACCCAAACCCGUCAUCGGUGAUGGACUCAUACAUGAUCGACCAUUCAUUGACGCCAAAGAUCUUGAAUCCGGGGACAAGCAGUGCUUUGCUCUCAGCUGGCUGUGCUCUCAGCCAGUUAUAUUCACAAACAGCGUCAUUUGGACCAUUACUGAGCGUGUCAAGUGACGCAUCCUUGUCUUUGCUACCAACCCAUUUGGCGUUGCUCGAGUCCUUACACUACCCGUUGAAUCCAUCAUUGCUGGAGAGCACAAUCUCUUCCAUCAAUCAGUCUAUAUCUGAGAAUGCUCUGUCUCAAAUCCUGCCUCGACCACUAGUCAUGCAGCUUCUGCAAGUUGUUUUGCGCUACAUGCUCCUCAAUCAAGGUGAAUUUGCGGUGUCGUUGAUCAAGCACGCAGACGAGCGGGUAGCUAGUCACCGACAACCACACAGCACUGUUCGGCCAGUCAGGAAGAUUGGAAGACUCGACGAACUUGCAAUCAAGGAGGCUGAACUGAAGGGCAUCCUGAACAAGACCAUGGCAGAAUUAUCAGCUUUACAGGCCGACGACGAUAUUGAAGACGACACCCUCAACCUAGCAAAGAAAUUGUUGUCUCUUCAGGCGGUCGACGAGAACAACGAGCUUGGUCGAGGUCUGGUGUCAACACUGUUGCCUACCCCCACCUUCCUGCACUUGACAAUCCCCACGUCCUCGGCAUUGCAUAUUUUCCUGUCUUCGAGCGAUGUGCAAAGGUAUGCAUCCAUCAAUGCGUAUCUGAUCUCUAUCCAUAGAGCAGGGCUGCACCUGUCCUCACUCUGGAAGCUGUCAUCACAUCGCAGGUGUUAUCCCUCUCCAAUCGGACCUCCUAGAAGCGCUUCACAAUCUGGACGAGAAAGACUGGCAGCUCGACGGGCACGAGACGCUCGGAGAUCGACGAGAACCAGGGCACAUUGGACGACUGCCAGCAGAGCUCUGUUUAUGAUCAAUGAGCUCGAGGCAUUUCUGCAGGGCGAGGUGAUCCAGAGUAGCUGGACACACUUCUCGAAAUGGCUGGACGGCAAUGAUGGACUGUAUCCCUCAUCAGCAAAGUCGUCCAGGCCUGGCACAGCCUCCUCAACUGCCCAGACAGGGGCAGCAGAAUUGUCCAACCGUGAGGCGACCACAAUACCAACAGAUCCUCGGGCUAUGGCGGAAGCCCAUCGCCGAUAUCUGCACGCCCUACGCACGGCCUUAUUCCUUACGAAUGAUGCAUUUGUCGCCACAUUGAAAGAACUAUUAAAUCAGACCGACCACUUCAUUGCUCUUUUCUCCCGUCUGCAGACAGUGUGGGAGGGGCUGGACCUCCAAGAGGAUGAAGGCGUGCUCGACGCAUUCUCUAACUAUGCAAAAGAUGAGAGAGAUGUUCUCGCCGAAAUGGAUCGCACAAGAAAGUCGAUGGAGAAUACAAUCUCCGGUUUGGUAGAGAACAUUCGAGAUAUGGAAAAGGAAAAGCGGACGGGAGUCGGAUUCAUGACUAGCAGUAUCCAGGAGAGCAUGGAUGGUUUGCAGUUGAAUGGGAACGGCACCAAAUUCAUGCCGUGGCAGGCGAGAACAGUGGAUCGACUAGUCAUGAAACUCGAUGGCCUUGUGAUGAAACAGGACGAGGACAGAGAUCAUACCGCGGUCGGCCUUGUUGAUGCUUAUGAUGAAUGA
Fonsecaea multimorphosa CBS 102226 is the source of this 2307-nucleotide messenger RNA. RefSeq lists its product as uncharacterized. Gene Ontology annotation, biological process: cytoplasmic microtubule organization; meiotic cell cycle; mitotic cell cycle. NCBI's taxonomy places the organism in Eukaryota, Fungi, Ascomycota, Eurotiomycetes, Chaetothyriales, Herpotrichiellaceae. The record is from RefSeq and is a predicted model, not a curated record. Gene Ontology annotation, cellular component: centrosome; spindle pole; gamma-tubulin complex. Bases 1 to 2307 code for a protein of 768 amino acids. The transcript has a single exon. Gene Ontology annotation, molecular function: gamma-tubulin binding; microtubule minus-end binding.